Molecule: messenger RNA, 2235 nt
Organism: Durusdinium trenchii
Lineage: Eukaryota; Dinophyceae; Suessiales; Symbiodiniaceae
Source: the annotation of a GenBank genome assembly
AGCUCAAAAUUACUGAAAGAGAUGUGCUCAGCCGGCUUUCGCUGUAGGUUUGCUGAGUGUGGGGUUUCGGACUGGAAGCCAUGGCAAAGCUGCGUUUAGCGGCAGCCAGACCCACUCAGCUGUCCCAGUGGGAGCGCCUGGAUCUUCUGCGAAAGGAAGGAUCUUUUUGUGACGUGGUGAUGCUGAGCUCAGAUGGUCAGCGCUUUCCAUCUCAUGCCGUCGUCCUAGCCUCUUGCAGCGAAAAGCUGAAAAAAAUUAUGGAACAAGCCAAGGCAGGCAAGCUGCAGCAAGUGCAGUCACGAGAGGAAAACGCUGAGAACGGUUCGGCCAAGCCGGAAGCUGUCACAGGUGCCAGUGCAGCGGCAGUGUCUGCAGUGCUGGAUUUUAUCUAUUCUGGCCAAGCCCAGCUUGUGCUGAACGUGGUUCCUGAGGUCGCGCGCUUGGCUCGGCGCUGGGACUUGAACUCCUUGCAGGAGGCACUUGCCAGUAGUGUGGCUUCAGAAGAUGGUGGACUCACCCCAGACGUCGUGGCGGGGCUUUUCGCCCUAGGGGAGCCCUUUGGAGAGCAGCUCGGGGCAGCAGCAAGGACGUUUGUGCUGAACAACUUUUCAAGCUGUGCAAGCACAGAUCCCUUCACUCGAUGGCCGCAGAAGGUGCUGGAGCACCUCCUGAAAAGUGAUCAACUAGUGGUCACUAAUGAAGAGGAGACCCUCUUGUGGGUGGCUCGCUGGCGAGGGGCUAAAGCAGGCAGGGAAGAUGCUGCCGUUUCUGUGCUUUCAGCCAUUCGUUGGCCUUUGUUGUCUUUGUCGACUCUGGAAGCCUUAUCGGAUAGCAAAGGCUUCGCCAAUGGCGCCUUUGCUGAAACAGUGGCAGAGCGUUGUAAAGCUGCAAAAGUAGCUCAUCAAGGCCUGGAAGCCUUGCCUCAUGUGCGACAAGGCUUUUGUGGGUGGUGGUCUGGCUUGGGCUGUGCUGCUAAGGGCGGUGUGGUCAUUGCUGGGCAGGGUUCACCUGGCAAAGAGCCUCUAAAGCCGAAAGCAAUACGCCCACAUGAAGGCACGUUGCUGGUGUUGGAUGGCACUGAAGAGCCAGGUCGAGUAGUACAGUGGUUCCUUCGCAUGCAUAGUGGCCGAAGUCUGGCUGGAAAGGGCAGUGAGUUGCAAGACAGCUUUGAAGACAUGGCAGAUAUUUGGAGUGGUCCCGACGAUGCUUUCUACAUCUUGGACCGAGAUGCAGAGCGAGUCGUGCAAGUCCGGAGCGGGGAAACUGAGGUGGCCAGCAAGGGGACCAUCCGCCUAGAACGGCCCUGUGGUGUGGCUGUCGAGGGUCCUGAUCGAGCAGUUUAUGUUCUCGACCGGGAAGGAAGCCGUGUGGUACGGUAUGUGCGCGGCCGUUCGAUGCAGGUGGCUGGAGGCACUGAGCCAGGUGCAGGGCCAGGCCAGCUCAAUGCAGGCCCCACAGGCCGCAUUUUUGCAGCCAAAGGUGGGCGCCUUUACAUCUCUGACACUGGAAAUCACCGGGUGCAGAGGUGGGAUCCGGGAGCCAAAGUAGGAAUUACAGUGGCUGGAGGUCAUGGUUGCGGUAGUGGCGCUGACCAACUGAGCCAUCCAGGGGGGAUUUGGGCUUUGGACAAUGGCACUGUCUAUGUCGCUGACGUGGGGAAUCACAGGGUAAUGAAGUGGCGUGAUGGUGCAAAGGCGGGUGUGUUGGCUGCAGGGGGCUACGGUCCUGGCGAUGGCUUGCACCAGCUGAAGGAGCCGGUGGAUGUGACUGUAGAUGCUUUGGGUGCCCUGAUUGUUGCUGAUUUCGGCAAUGCCCGGGUCAUGCGCUGGUCACCACCAUCCAUCUCCACUGAACUGCUCGCAGCGGUGAGGGGAUAAAGGGAUAUGUAGGUCCAAACCUGGGCAGUGAUGCAAUUACAAUGUGGCAUUCUGACGAUCUGUAUCGUACAUGUGCAAUUUUUAAGCUUCAUCUCAAACCAUCUCAAAUCUAAACGCAUGUGUCACCAUUUGUGACAUGUGGUGCUUUGAUGUUCUCUCAUACUUUUGCGAUCUUUUGCGGUCGUCUGUCAUGCGGAUGUCUACAACGGAGAACUUGGCUAGGUGAGGCUGCUGGUGACACGAACCUCUUGGUGGAUGCAAAGCAGUACCUUAGCGAGAUCAUCAACGUAGACAUCAGGAGGCAGCCAAUCGGAAACACUUUCUGAGCAAGCUUUUGACCUGAUUGACUGAAGUAAAU